AGUACAUGCUUCAUCUGAUUAGAACUCUAAAAAUUUAGUGUACACUUGUAGAUAUACAGUAUUCUCGAUCACUUCACAACCGAAAACUCAAUUCAUUUUUAUUUUACAUUGAAUUUCUUCACAUUUUAUUCCAUGUCCUGAAUCCACCAAUAAAUGGAACUUGAAAUCAAGUUUCAGUAUGCCUCUUCCGGUUCCUGGGUCGGACGCGUCGCGUCUACCAUCUGCUGGAAUCCUUAUGCCUUCCCCUAAUACCCGCCCAAAUCUUAGCCAUGAUAAUGCCGCCGCCUUCGACAGUUCCCCGGGCCAAAAGCGCAAACGAAAUGCCGAAAUAGAAGCUAUGGAAGAGCUUCUUAAGCCUUCAAUUGUCAUUAAGCCACAUCCUCGAAAUCUUUCGGUCAAGCCACGUAGUCUCCAACCUCUAAUGGUUCUCCCUCGGGAACAACUUCGACUUUCAUUCCUCGACCUCUCUUUCCCACACGGAAGUUUCGAAUCCUCCCAAUUUUUCGAAUCGAGCAUUAAGAUAUUAGACCUCGAGGGCCGUAUAGGAAACCGCCCCGUCGUUCUUAUUGUUCGAUUAGAGACCGACAAGACUAUCUACGCUGUGGAACGCCAGACUGGUGGACUUUAUACUCUUUGCCAACUUGGGUCAUGGGUGGACUUGAAAGAACUUCAAGAGCUCGCGACAGUAUCUUUGCCUGAACUACUUGAAAAGCGAACUCAUACUUCGAAAGAAUCAAGCGCAUCCCUUCCGUUAACGACGACUCACUUAAACCACGAGACCAAAAAGAGGAGAUUGGCGAUUGAAGCCAUACAAUCUAUGGUGAAGAAGCCAAGGUCCGGCUCUGUAUCGACAGCGUCCCAGAUCAUCUCACCCGCGGGACUACCCACGCCGAUCCAGGAAAAUGUUGACGAUACCCAAUUCCCUCAAGAUGCGCCGCCUGCCAAGAUACCCGAGACCCAAUCUAAAAGUCAAGCAGCGACAGUUGCCGAGCCAGAUGAUUUGCUCGCAGCACCAACCGCGGAGAGUAUCUUCGAUAAUAUCCGGAAUCAAUAUCUUGAAUCGCUGUACCAUUCGAUGGGCUCCCUAGCAUAUUUCGCGAAAGGUCCUUUAUCCCGGGCGCGUGCUGCCUUCCACAUGGACUGCGACUCAAAUCUAGAUAUGAGCGAUUUGAUAGAAUUUUUAAAGAGCCUUGUCAUGACGACCGCCCAGAUAGGAAGAAAAUAUCGGGAAACGAUUCCGGAAAUAAUAUCCAAGAUGAAGUCUGCAUUUCAGGAUUCGGAGGUUGAAGGCAAUGCGAAAACGAAAAAGAGAAAAGCUAGAAAAAUGAAGCUUGGCAAGAAUGGUUUAUAUCCAAUGGAAGACGAUCGCGUCCGAAAAUGGUGGGAUAUUCGUAAACCGCCGCCCGUGGAUGACGAGGUUAUGACGACAACCGAGCCGCAAGAGACCAAACUUCACAUAGCAUGGCUACGAUCGAGAGAGACCCAACUACAAGUUAUUAUUAUUCUUGAGAUUCUCGCAUUAGAAUCAUUAGUGGCCCCUCAGAACGAAAAGGAGUCACAAUUACCUGGCUUACCCAUCUCCGAGGAGGCAUCUACGGAGACACCAAAGGCAGAGGCUACUAAGAAACGUAGCAAACACAACUUGUCCUCUCUUAUCGAUGUCCACGCAGAUCGGUUAUGCAUUUGGCAAUCGACCUCAUUAGAUGAGGUUGAUUUAUCGCGCAGUACACGAGGAGGUGCGAAUACGGAGACACAGAAGUCAUCGAGGGCUACAUCAGACCCCCUGAAAGAAUUCUGUGUCGAUAUCAUUGUGCCAUUCUUUUCUGCAAGAUUACCAGAAAAAUGCGACUCCAUCAACCGUAAACUAGGUGGACCUAUCAUGAUGCCGCCGCCAAAGCCAAAACAGAAGAAGCCAGAGAAGCCGGAGUCUGCAGUGAAAUCAAAAUCCAAGUCUAGCUCGACUACGAAACGUCCCGCUUCGGUUAAAUCAUCUGGGACACUAGAAAGCGUCUUGUCUAAGGAAUCCGAGAAACAUCGUCGGAGCAUGUCGCGUGGGCCAAGUGGGGUAAUCGCGUUGAUGAGGUCUGCUUCGACUCCUAUGUUGAAGCGAGAAAAUAGUGAACCAUUAUCUAUGAUGAGCAUUCCCCAAGCAGAUUCGGCUACGUCCAAAAAGAUGCCACGUCCACCCGUAUCGGCCUCUGCUAAACGAAAAGCCGAGGAAGAGAAAGCAAGGAAGGAAGCCUUGGUUAAGGCAGAGUUGAAAGACGCUAUCUCCGUUCUCAGGCGUCCUAAUAGAGACGUUGUUGGCAAGGAUAUCGCCGAGGCAGCGGAGAGACGAACCACUACUAGUCUCUCCCAGCUGAGGAAAUCGAAGAAGCCUACGCAACACACACGUCCUCAAGACGUAAUUAAAGCAACGCCCGUUGGAAAUCGCUUCAGAGAUGUUCUGGGUAUGAGCACUGGUAGUCAGCCGAGCCGUUCCCGGGGCAUAAAUGCUGUUGAGGGAGGUCAUACACCGUCUUCUUCAUUGGUUCCCUCAUCCACUAUGAAGCGAAACCACGAUUCGGCAUUUUCGCUGGAAAAAUCACCGAGCAUUCCACGUUCGAGAGCAUCAACAAGUCAAGUUGAUGCGACACCUGCUCGGCCUUCGCACCUCAAGCACAGUUUUAUGUCAGCACCACCCGAGCCUGACGACGAAGCUAUUCUUGCGUCGUCGCCUAUCAUGUCCCGAAAGGCGUCUAUUAUGUCAUUUAGGGAUAGCGGGAUUGAGAUGCCACCUUCACCUCAUGACCAAUUAACGGAGACGCCCAUGAAACCCCGUGCUGCGCCAGCCCCGCCGCAACGACGUGUGGCGGCUACACCAACUAGACGAAGGACGCUUGAGAGCGGCACGAAGGAUAUUGCUCCUGCUGCAUUAUCUGAGAAGGCCACUGUAAACGCAAAGGAACCUGCGAGGAAGGCUUCCAUUUAUGAGAAGUUGGGUUGGGAUGAUGACUUUGACGAACUUUCCUGA
Messenger RNA from Hypoxylon trugodes, 3013 nucleotides. RefSeq names its product DNA replication regulator SLD3-domain-containing protein. The transcript is spliced from 5 exons. The record is from RefSeq and is a predicted model, not a curated record. Bases 179 to 3013 code for a protein of 944 amino acids. Gene Ontology annotation, cellular component: DNA replication preinitiation complex. Gene Ontology annotation, biological process: DNA replication initiation. NCBI's taxonomy places the organism in Eukaryota, Fungi, Ascomycota, Sordariomycetes, Xylariales, Hypoxylaceae.